AUGAGAAAAGAUCUAGUCGACGGUAUCUAUACAACCAUCAAGAAUCAUCCACUCUACCAUUGGCAUGAAGCGCAUGGUGAUGCAAUUUGUGCGUAUCGUGCAGUACUGAUGCGUGCAAUGGGCGAAACAAUCUGUUCUGAAAUUCCAGGAGCAUCUGGAGCGCUAGCCUACAUAUCGUUCAUCGGACUCCAAGGAUCUCCUAGGUCGUCCUCUAAGAUGAACAGGCCCGACUACUACGCUUCUCUAUAUCGGCCAUUUUAUAUGGAAACGUCUAAUGGUUUUCGGGUACCUUUUCGAAGAAAUAUGAUUUCUCUUCUGGAUUCUAUACGAAUACCACAUGUUGCCUUAUGUGUGAAUAUCGAUGAUAAAGGGCCAAUGGUCAUCGAUCCGGCGUAUGCUAUUAACUCUUCUUCUGACGGGCCAUUCACAAUUGAAGACUGGAUCAAGCAACAUAAUGAUUAUAACAACUUCGGCGAACACGUUGAACAUGGAUACGUAGCGAUUCAGUCGGAGUGGUUUCCUUGGACAAUGAGCCAUUUGUAUCUAUUGUCAGGCGGAGAGGCGCUACUCUCUUCGGAUUUCAUGACUAUGCCUACGCUCGCACACGUUAUCAACGUCCUUACUAUGUAUCGUCUGAUGUUAGCAGAAAACCAAUCUCCAACAGACCGUACACCAAGUCCAGACGAAGUAGAUGUUUAUUUCAAAGCAUUUGCCAUCAGACACGAUCAAAAGGAAGAAAUGGCACAUUAUAUGAAUAAUGUUGAACAAUAUGUCAAAGAACUUGGCGAGAAUUUUCCUACACCAGGUCCUGCUCCUCUGCUUCCACCGCCAGAACCAGUCUAUGUUAUCUUGAAUAAUGGGAUGUCUACACGCAUCUCCUCCACUUCUGCAAAUGAACGACACAAUAGUCAAAGAGAUUAG
Adineta ricciae is the source of this 921-nucleotide messenger RNA. The record is from the annotation of a GenBank genome assembly. NCBI's taxonomy places the organism in Eukaryota, Metazoa, Rotifera, Eurotatoria, Adinetida, Adinetidae.